AUGUAUCCGUUGAUCUUUGCACCUUUGGUGGGAGUAAAUAAUCAUGGGCAGACAAUAAUUUUGGCUUGUGCAUUCUUAAGCAACGAGACAACUAAUUCUUUUGAUUGGUUCUUUAAAGAAUUUUUAGAUGCAAUGCCUGGUGAUGCUCUGAGGAUGAUUAUUACUGAUCAAGAUCCAACAAUGGUGAAAGCUAUCUCUAAAGUACUCCCACAGACAUUUCACAGAUAUAUUUGGGCAUUUCUCAUAUUUAUACAACUUGUUGAUAGAUUGCCAGAUCAAUACAUCUUAAAGAGGUGGAUGAAAUCAAGAAAAGCUGAGACAGUUCUUGAUGAUGUCGGUGUGGAGAUAACAGAUAAUAGAGAUUUGCUUGCCAGGCGGAGUCGGUUAUGCCAAUAUGCUAUAGAUGUAAUUGAUAAGAAUAUGGGUAGCGAAGAAGCAAGUGGUUUGUUUUUAGAUUCAUUAAAGAGUGUUCCAGAGAAGUAUAAUUCCAUGAUGGCUGAUGGUGAGACUGUUAAGUCUGCAAUAGUGCCAGUUGAACAAAAAAGUCUUUCUUCUCAACACAUUUAUAAUGAACCUACUCAAGUAAGGGCCAAAGGAUGUGGGAAAAGAUUGAAGGCAGGGAAAGAGAAGGGCAGAUUGAAAGCAGCAAAGAAGGCAAAUGGUAAAGAGAGGAUACAAGUGACCCAAGUACAGAUGAGGAAGAGUAUUCCAGCACAUGAGUUGAUGAGUCUGCAAUAG
This is a messenger RNA of Rosa chinensis, 738 nucleotides long. RefSeq names its product protein FAR1-RELATED SEQUENCE 9-like. Gene Ontology annotation, biological process: regulation of DNA-templated transcription. The coding region runs from base 1 to 738 and encodes 245 amino acids. The transcript is spliced from 3 exons. Lineage: Eukaryota; Viridiplantae; Streptophyta; Magnoliopsida; Rosales; Rosaceae. The record is from RefSeq and is a predicted model, not a curated record.